Molecule: messenger RNA, 2038 nt
Organism: Cladophialophora immunda
Lineage: Eukaryota; Fungi; Ascomycota; Eurotiomycetes; Chaetothyriales; Herpotrichiellaceae
Exons: 3
Coding region: 636-1691 (351 amino acids)
Cellular component (GO): membrane
Source: RefSeq, a predicted model, not a curated record
UAGAGGGAACACCCGCUGGUGCCCGGAAGAGUUCUUGGGGGGCGAGGGGGACUGCUCUACAAGUAUACAAGCAGACAGCUUCUCCAACCCAUACGUCAUCGCGUCACGUCCCCCUGGUGCCUCCAGGCUGCAGCCUCCAAGACCGCGCACCUCACAGAUCGAGAGGGUGCGAGGGGAUCCAGUACGUGUGUAGCUGUUGUGGCUGUCUAAGUUGUUCCCUCUGCUCGACAUCAACGCGUCCAAAACAACAACUCCCGAGGCCAAAUCACAGCAACGAGAACAGCAUCGAUACCACACCCAAUCACAUCAUCCACCCCCAAAUUGGUGACCAUGGCCAGGCACUGAGACCGGAUUGGGAGCUGGUUGUUUACAUACUUGGGAGUAGCUUCACCCUCUCCCUCCCCAGCCACUUGGAUUUCUACCCGCUUUUGUGCUGGCUGCCCGUCCAACGUCCGCCAUCCCCCCAGCCUCCUCCAUCAUCGCACAUCCUCACACCAUCCACCAUCCAUCCAUCCCUCCACUGAUCUCGCCGUCGCAUUCCUUGCAUCUGCAAACAUCUCCCAUACACAGUCGCAUCGCGCACAUCAACACAAGACGAACGCGCACUCGUUCCACACUGCGCCCUGCCGGCCAUCAUGUCAGGUUUACCAUAUCUCCAGAAACUGCGCAAGAGCGAGCUUACCGAGUUCGCCGAGACCAGCAAAUUGCCCGACUAUGCGCAUUUGAAGAAGGCCGAGCUCGAGGUCGCCCUCGACGAACACUUGCGCUCCAAUUCGACAACAUACGGCAGAGAUCCCUCGCUGAGCGAAUAUUACAAGCGUCUGGCAAGCAGCUCGCGCUCGCCCACCAAGAGAACGGCAGCUGAAAAGGUCUCGGAGAAUGUCAAGACGGACGACGACGUCCCUGCUCCUGUGAAGAAGCCGAGACGGAAGACAACCUCGACCACUCAAGAAGCGGAGGAACCACAACCGACAGUCAACGCGCUUAUCAAGACUCCGGCCAAAGAGGUGGCGCGUCGGACUUCGAUUCUGGCGUCACAGAUUCCCAUUCCGCCCUCGCCGGCUGUUGUCACGGAUGCCAUCGACCAACAGACGCGUCGCAUUCGAACCUCCAUCUCCCAUGCUUAUGAGCAGACUCAGGUUCAUGAAUUUGCCGAUGCUACGCGCGAUAUUCUGUCGUCGCCUGUGACCGUCAUCGUGCUCGCCAUCCUGCUGGAAGCCUAUGGCCUUCGCGCGCAAAUCUUACCCAACAAGCUCUUAACCGAAGUUCCUGCCAUCCCGUACGUCAAGUCGACCAAGACGCCAAUCGUCGUGCCAGAUCUCUUUCUGUUGUUGGAUUCCAAGUUCUGGUCCCCCUUCUCUCUGUGGACGCUGACGUCGCUGAUCCUACCGGCCACCAUCUCGUACUUCAUCAACCUGCCGCUGAAGGCGCAUCCCAGCCACAGCUAUUCGACGCGUCAAGCAGCUCUCCAGGCGAAUGCGCAAAUGCAAUUUGAUCCCUUCGUUUUCAGUCUCGCCAAAGGCUUGAUUGUGUACCUGGUGUAUGCCUACCACUACACUCUGGGCGGACUCUUCAAUAACUACACCAUCGCCACGGUCAACGAGAGCAUACCAGGCGGUUACUUCGCAGUAUUGGUCAGUUCAGGACUUGGUGCCGCCGUGAGCUUGUAUGAAGCCGUAUUGAAGAAAUAGGGAGCCGUGGGAGCGAUGUGGUUGAACAGAAUCUCGGCACUGCUGGAGGAUAUGUUGUGCCGCGCGGUUUGGGUCUGCAUUAUGUACAGUGCUUGUGGCUUUGGGGGGGGGUCGAACUUGGGAACACAGGAUGAUACGAGUUUACGAUUAUUGUCGGUUGACCAUUGACGGCGCCAGGGAUCUCAGUUGGUUUAUACCUUCGAAUUUCCGUUCCCAUGAGUUCAGUCGACUCGGCUUCAUACCCAUGGCCAUGAUUUGGGCUGGUGCGUGUCUGGUGCAUGCACCGGGUCGGAAAGGUUGAUGUUCUUGUUCAGAUACAAAUACUAUCGCUUUGAUACCACCGUGCA